Messenger RNA from Spodoptera frugiperda (fall armyworm), 1318 nucleotides. Its product is annotated as alpha-(1,3)-fucosyltransferase C-like. Gene Ontology annotation, cellular component: membrane. Lineage: Eukaryota; Metazoa; Arthropoda; Insecta; Lepidoptera; Noctuidae. The record is from RefSeq and is a predicted model, not a curated record. The transcript has 3 exons. The coding region runs from base 11 to 1318 and encodes 435 amino acids. Gene Ontology annotation, molecular function: alpha-(1->3)-fucosyltransferase activity.
UUUCUCAAUCAUGUUUAAGAUUUCGAGGAUUAUCAUUGUGUGUGGUUACACUUACUUUCUUAUCCAAUAUUUAAAGUUAUCCUUAAAACCAGUGAUAACAGAAAUUAACAUUGAAUACGUGUACCGUUUGCCCCGAACUAUGAACAAACACAACAAAAUGUUGACAACACACUACAACGUAAGUACAUACCUAAGGUCGUAUAGAAAGCCAGAGAGAUUUAAAACUGAUUUGAAAUUUAUACUCAAGUUUACGGCAACGUUUUCUGAAUCUGGAACAUUUGUAUUGUUCAAAAACGGGCAAAGUCCUUUUAUUGAAAACAAUUGUACGUAUUAUAACUGCUAUUUAACAACAAAUAAGAAAUACCUAAGAGAUUUAAGAGAUUUCGAUGCUAUAGUGUAUGAUGUUGAGCACUAUUGGGAUGGACAGGUCAUGUUAAGACAUCCCUAUCAAAAAUUCAUCUUCAUGGCUUCCGAAUCAGCUGCCAAUUUCCCUCUAUGCGAUGAUCUGUACGACGAUUAUUACAAUCUGACAUGGACUUACAAACUCAACUCAGAUAUUCGCUGGACUUACAUAACUAUUACAGACAAGAAAGACAAUUUCGUUGGUCCAAAGAUAAAUAUGACUUGGGUGGAUCCUAUGGAGCCUACACCUGAAGAGGUUAAGCAGAAAAUUGCUGGGAAAAAGAAAGCAGCUGCAUGGUUCGUGUCUAACUGUAAGGCGAAAAGUGGACGACAAAACGUGACGAUGAUGAUUGAAAAAGAAUUGAAGAGAUACGAUAAGAACUUGACAGUAGACGUUUAUGGGUUUUGUGGUCAGAAGAAAUGCCCAAAAGACAAUAUAGAAGAAUGCUUGUUUCUCCUUCAAUCGGAUUACUAUUUCUACAUGGCGUUUGAGAACUCGAUCUGUGAGGAUUACGUCACUGAGAAGGUUUUGUAUCCGCUGCAGAAUUACGCAGUACCGAUAGUGUUCGGUGGGGCUAACUAUUCCAGGUUCCUUCCACCUGGUUCAUACAUCAACGCUCGAGAGCUGUCCGCCUCUCAAGUAGCUAAUUUGAUCUUUAAAGCUAUGAAUAACCCAAAAAUCUAUGAAGACUACUUCAGAUGGCACAACCAUUAUAAUUAUGUAAAGACUCCACCAAACCACGACAUCUGCAAGCUCUGUCAGAUCCUAAACGAGGAUGGUGGUAAGCACUCCUCAUACAAACACUUCAGAACCUGGUGGAACCCUGACUACCCUUCAAUGUGCACCAGGGGAGUUGGAAAGUUCAUCGGAAUGAAGCCAAACUCCAUGAUGGUGGCAGAAGCUGAAAGAAAGUGA